Cuculus canorus (common cuckoo) is the source of this 1006-nucleotide messenger RNA. Its product is annotated as germinal-center associated nuclear protein-like. The coding region runs from base 182 to 1006 and encodes 274 amino acids. The transcript has 4 exons. The record is from RefSeq and is a predicted model, not a curated record. Lineage: Eukaryota; Metazoa; Chordata; Aves; Cuculiformes; Cuculidae. Gene Ontology annotation, molecular function: RNA binding.
CCCCGCCCCCGCCAACGUCCGCCGGGAUCCGGUACCGCUCCCGGGACAGCGCCUCCGGCAACGCUCCCGCGACUCGGCAGCGCCCCCCAGGACCCGGCACCGCUCUCCGCUCCCCGCUCUGCCUCCGACACCGCGUCCCACCCCCGGGAUCCGGCUCCGUCCGGGGAGCCGGGCGGCCGCCAUGAGCUCGGGGACUCCGUUCCGUGGGCCGUUCGGCCAGGCCACCGCCUUCGGGCAGGCCGGUAGCGGUGCCGCCGCCGCCCCCUCCGGGGUCCCGGUCGCCGGUUUGGCGGCGCCGCUCGGCAGCGCGCAGUUCAGCUUCCGCCCCCCCCGCGACCUGAGCGCCCGCUUCCAGGCGGCGGCGGCGGAGGGUCCCUUGUGGUUCGCGCGGCCCGAGGAGCAGUCCCCGCGCAGGGGGGUGAAGCGCAAGGAGGAGCAGGAGUGCCCCCGUCCCGAGAAGCGCGCCAUGGUGCUGUCGCGGCCCCGCGUCGGGGCGCUCUUCGGCAGCAGCAUGCAGGAGCUGCUGCGCAGCCAGCGCCGCGGGCAGCGGGACCGGCACGACCCCGACCCCGAGCGCCAGCCCGGCCCCGAGCCGCCCGCCGCCCCGCGGGACGCGCCCCGCCACGAUGCCACAGCUGCCCGCCGGGCUCGGGGCAGCGAGAGCGCAGAGGGAUCGGGGGGCCUGAACCCUGCUGAGCUGACCUCCAUCCAGUGCAAGAACGUCCCUGAUCACCUCAACGACAGGACGGUGCUGGAGAAGCACUUCAGGCAGUUUGGGAAGGUCCGACGCGUCCUGACCAGACGCAAUAAAAAAAUGGCUGUUGUCCACUUUUUCGAUCACGCUUCUGCAGCUCUUGCCAGAAAAAAAGCAAAGGAGCUGCACAAAGGCAUCAUAACGUUUUGGCAGAAGAAGAAAACAAGCAAGUCCGUGUUUCCAGAGAAUGACACGCCAAUGGUCUCCAUAGCGGGAAUGUUGCAGCUCCAGAAGUACAAUGGUUCUCUUUGA